AUGACAUAUCAUGAAGAACCAGAACCCAUGAAGAAGGUGGGGUUCUUCGGCCAAGUGUUCUUCGUGUACAUAGAUUCUACAGCAGAACUACACAGACGAAUAAUGUUCUUCGCUGAGCAAAAGCAACAAGACGAAGAAUGUUCUUCGCAAGGAGAUUCUUCGGCAAGAUAUAGUUCUUCGGCUAUGGUUCUUUGUAGUGGGGUUUUCGUGAGUGGGAGAGUUAUUCCUGAUGAGAUCAACCAUCUUCAUCACCUUGAGGUAUUGAGUUUACAAAACAACAGCAUUGGUGGAAACAUUCGGUUCAACAUCUCAACACUGAAGAAGUUGGACUUAUCUUUGAAUAUGUUUUCAGGUGAACUCCCUGCUGACAUAGGUUACUGGCUUCCGAAUCUUCAAGAGUUAUACUUGAGCGAUAAUACAUUCCGAGGCACUGUGCCGAGCUCAAUUGUCAAUGCUUCCAGAUUGGCAGUGAUUGUAUUAUCUAUGAACUCAUUUACCGGUUCCAUACCAAUUACAAUUGGUAGGUUGGAACUACUAGAACGACUAUUUUUCGCACAAAAUUAUUUCACUUAUGAGGGCUCAGAGUUAAAUUUUUUCACAUCACUAACAAAUUGCCGAAAGUUGCGAACAUUGGUCUUUGCACAUAAUCCCUUGAAGGCCUUUCUUCCAGCUUCUAUUGGUAAUCUAUCUACAUCUCUCCAAAUAUUUGAAGCAAGUGGAUGUGGAAUCAAAGGCAUUAUUCCUAGUGGAAUUGGAAACUUGACUAAUUUGCAAAGGUUAUCUUUGGAUAUGAAUGAAUUAAAUGGAAGCAUUCCAAUAACACUUGGGAAACUGCAAAAUAUUGAGCAGUUGUAUCUUGAAAAUAACAGAUUAGAAGGAGGGAUUCCACAAGAACUAUGUCUCUUGAAGAACUUAGGGGAGUUAUAUUUGAGCAAAAACCAGCUCUCAGGAAUUAUAUCAUCAUGCUUGGGAGAUAUAAGUUCACUUACAUGGUUAUUCUUGGAUUCAAAUACAUUAACAUCCACAAUACCGUUGACUCUGUGGAGCCAUAAGUCACUUAUAGUCUUAAACUUGUCCUCAAACAACUUAACCGGAAAUUUACCGUCAAGUAUUGGAAGCUCUAUUUCACCUCUUGUCGGAUUAGACUUAUCAAUUAAUAGAUUGUCGGGCGGCAUUCCAAGCAGCAUUGGUGGCUACCAAAUGCUGAACAAUCUCUCAUUGGCUCACAACAACCUGCAAGGUUCAAUUCCAGAGUCACUUGGGAAGUUAAUAAGUCUAGAAAUUUUGGACUUAUCUCAAAAUAAUCUAUCUGGCAUGAUCCCCAGAUCCUUAGAGACACUCAGGUAUUUAGAAUACUUAAAUCUUUCCUAUAAUAGGCUACAAGGAGAAAUCCCAAGUGGAGGACGCUUUAAUAAAUUCACAGCUUCAUCAUUUAGGCAUAAUAAAGACUUAUGUGGUGCACCAAAACUAGAAGUCUUGCCUUGCAGAAACAAACAAAAAGAAUCAAGAAAUUUGUCUUCUCUAAAGUAUAUAUCACCUAUCAUUGCAACAAUAAUUGGAUUAGUUGUAGCCAUAUAUUUACUGAGAAGACACAGGAGACUAAGAAAACAAAACAGAACAAAUGUGGAGCCGCCAUCACUUCUUGAGUGGACAAGAGUAUCAUAUUAUGAACUAGUAAGAGCCACAGAAUCAUUUGAUGAAAGCAACUUGAUUGGGAAUGGGGCUUACGGCUCAGUAUUUAAAGGAAAGCUCUCAGAUGGGGUAAAUGUAGCGGUAAAGGUUUUUAAUUUGCUCUCAGAAGGUGCAGUAAAAAGUUUCAAUGUUGAAUGUGAAGUACUACGCAAUAUUCGUCAUAGAAAUCUCGUUAGAAUCAUUAGCAGUUGCACCAACAUGGAUUUUAGAUGCUUAGUUAUGGAAUACCUGCCGAAUGGUAGCCUUGAGCAGUGGUUGUACUCGCACAACAAUCAUCUGAGUCUUAUACAACGACUGCAAAUAUUAAUAGAUGUUGCCUCAGCCCUCGAAUAUCUACAUCAUGGUCAACCAACGCCUAUUAUUCAUUGUGAUUUAAAACCAAGCAAUGUCCUCCUCGAUGAAGAUAUGCAAGCACGUGUUUGUGAUUUUGGGAUUGCCAAAAUAUUUGGUGAAGAGGAAUUCAGGCUAAGAACUGCAACUUUAGGAACGAUAGGAUACAUGGCACCAGAAUAUGGGAUGGAAGGAAUAGUGUCACCAGGAAGCGAUGUCUAUAGUUUCGGCAUUCUGUUGUUGGAAACGUUCACCAGGAAGAAGCCUACAGAAGAAAUGUUUAGUGGUGAGGUAAGUUUGCGUAGCUGGGUUUUUGAAGCAACACAACUUUCAGUUUUUGAAGUUGUUGAUAAAGAUUUGAUCAACGAGCAUUUAUAUACUAAGCAAGAAUCGUUGGCAUCUAUUUUCAAUCUAGCAAUGGAUUGCACUUUUGAAUCAUCUUCUUUGAGGAUAAACAUGAAAGAAACUGUGACUAGGCUUUGCAAAAUUCAGAAGAAUUUCCUAACAAAUAAUUAG
This is a messenger RNA of Helianthus annuus (common sunflower), 2538 nucleotides long. RefSeq names its product receptor kinase-like protein Xa21. Gene Ontology annotation, molecular function: protein kinase activity; ATP binding; protein binding. The transcript has 4 exons. NCBI's taxonomy places the organism in Eukaryota, Viridiplantae, Streptophyta, Magnoliopsida, Asterales, Asteraceae. The record is from RefSeq and is a predicted model, not a curated record. Gene Ontology annotation, biological process: protein phosphorylation. Bases 1 to 2538 code for a protein of 845 amino acids.